CUCCGUGCACAAGAGGAGCACACUGACAGGCAGCCUCUCAUAGCUUCAGCUGCACCAAGACAGUGGCAGACAUGUGGCUCUAUCUGAUAGCAGCGGCCAUCCUCAUCUUCAUCAUCGCGAAGUCAUGGCUGGGGAGCCGAGGUCCGAAUCCAUUGGCUGUGGACACCAGGAGACCCCCGGGACCCAUCGUGUUUGAUAAGGCGGCGAAGAGGAAAGUGAUUAAGAAUGUUUUCUCUCCUGAGAAAGUUCCGGAGAAUCUGGACGCCAUAGUUAUUGGAAGUGGAAUCGGAGGACAGGGAGUAGCUGCACUCCUCGCCAGAGCUGGGAAACGGGUACUGGUCCUGGAGCAACUGGGAAAAUUAGGUGGUUGCUGCCACACUUUCAAUGAGAAGGGCUAUGAGUUUGAUGUGGGAAUUCAUUACAUUGGUCAGAUGAAUGAACAGUCUCCGCUUCGGAUUUUGGUGGACCAGUUAACAGAUGGACAGCUUCAGUGGUCUUCAAUGGACAAUCCGUUUGAUGUGGUGGUGCUGGGGGAUAUCAAAAAUGGCCGUCGGUAUAACAUGAAAACUGGGCAAAAAGCUUAUACUGAUGAACUGAAAAAGUCAUUUCCAGGAGAGGAGAAGGCUAUCGAAAAUUUUAUGAAGCUAGUUAUGAAAGUAGCAGGCCGGGUACAAGAUGUGAUUCUCCUGAAGAUGAUCCCUGCACCAGUCGCCCGCUUCUUGCAUCGCAGUGGCCUGUUGAAUUUAUUCUCCCCAUUUUUCCGCUAUUCUUCACGGAGCGUGGCCGAGGUUAUCAGUGAAUUCACCAAGAACAAAGAAUUACAGACUGUGCUAGCCUACAUAUUUGGGACAUACGGUGUGUUCCCAGACAAGGGGAGUUUUUCUCUACAUGCUGUUCUGAUUGAGCAUUACCUGCGUGGAGCCUGGUAUCCAACUGGCGGUGCCAGUGAAAUCACUUACCACCUUGCGCCCACAAUUGCAAAGGCUGGAGGAGCUGUUCUAUCAAGAGCGACGGUAGAGCAAAUCCUGGUGAACAGCAACAAGAGAGCUUGUGGUGUCGUUGUCAGAGGAAAGGGCAUGGACCCUGUGAAUAUUUUUGCUCCUAUUGUAAUUAGCAGCGCUGGGAUUUUUAACACUUAUGAGAAGCUUCUACCUUCUGAGCUUAGGUCAAUGCCGGAGAUCCAGUCUCAGUUGGGCAAGGUGAAACAUGGAGGAGGGGGCUUCAGUCUUUUCAUUGGGCUUAAAGGCACAAAAGAAGAACUUAACCUUCCUGCCUCAAACUACAUUUACAUUCCAGACACAGAUCUGCAGAAAUUAGAAAAAACCUUCUUCAAUUCUUCUCCUGAUGAUGCUCCACAGCACAUUCCAAUGUUGUAUAUCUCCUCCCCUUCUGCCAAAGAUCCAACCCACGAGGAACGCUGUCCAGGAAAGUCCACUUUGACCGCCCUGACUUUUACCCCCUAUGAGUGGUUUGAGGAGUGGGAGAAUAAGAAAGUGCAAAAACGAGGACAAGAAUAUGAGAGUCUGAAGGGCGCAUUUGCCGAGGCCAUGUUGGAAGCCACCAUUCAGAUUUUCCCUCAAAUAAAAGACAAGAUUGACUGCUAUACCAGUGGAUCCCCUAUCACAAAUAACCAUUACCUUGGUGCCCCACGAGGAGAGUUCUAUGGAGCAGAGCAUGAUAUAGCCAGGAUGAGUCCUGACACUACCAUCUCGCUCAGACCCAAGUCUCCCAUCGAGGGCCUUUACUUGACAGGUCAGGAUAUCUUUUUGUGUGGAUUCGCUGGGGCUCUGAAUGCAAGCGUUGUAUGUGCCUCUGAAAUCUUAGGACGUAACCUCUAUAUAGAUCUCCUGAAACUGCGACGACAGAUCCUGCAAAACAAGGCUAAAAAGGCUGAUUAAGCUGAUGGACCCUCCACCCCACAAACCUGCUGGAAAGAGAAGAGUCAAAAAGGGACCUUGGACAGCAAAUUGGACUAAUUAAGAAUAAAAUAGGCACAACCUGGGCAUGUCCAUUGUACGCCUGGUUAGGGAACAUUUUGCGCCUUUUCUAUGAUCAUCUCAAAUAUUAUCUGUACUGUAUUCCAUAUACCAUCUGGGCUGCCCCGAUUCUCUGUGGACUGUAAAUCCGUACAUCAUCUAAAGGACGGCAUUAGCUACAGCAUGUAGAUAGACAGGUGAGGUGCUCUGUAGAGAUCCUUACAAAUGUUAGUUUUGUGUCAUGUCUAGCGGACUUGGCAAUUCCUAAAAUCUUCCCGCCAUUAGCAUUAAAGAGGUUAAUGGCAAUCCUUAGUGAUAAAUUAUACAAAUACACUGGAGGACUAAUAUAAUUUACAUGGCUGCUCAGUUUUGGGGAGGGGGUCAUCCUCUAAAGACCUUGUCAGGACCAUAGGCGGGACAGUCACACUCCAGUAUAAGUACCAGGGUAUUUAAAUUCCUUCAUGUCAAUACUUUCAGUCUGCAUACAAUUAUGGGGCAUUUUUCAUCAAGCUCUGUAUUCAAUUCUUCCU
Molecule: messenger RNA, 2506 nt
Organism: Bufo bufo (common toad)
Lineage: Eukaryota; Metazoa; Chordata; Amphibia; Anura; Bufonidae
Gene: RETSAT
Product: retinol saturase
Exons: 11
Coding region: 72-1898 (608 amino acids)
Source: RefSeq, a predicted model, not a curated record